AUGACUACCUUCGCGUCAAUGAUGAGUGAAGAAUCUUCGGUGUCCGAGAUGUCGAGCUCGGUCCAGAGCGCCUGGGACGAUCUGGUGGUCGAAAACCCGAACCGCCGGAAGCUCGAGGCGUGCCUGGUCAGCACAAUCAUGGUUGUAGUUGUGUGCAUCAUGGGCCUGCUGCUGUUCGUGGUACUCGAGCUUCAACCUGCUAACAACCUCAGAAAGGUUCAGAGGCGACCGAACGUCGUCUUCUGCGACAAUGGCACGUGCCCAGAGUUCGCGCACCGCGUCCUGGGUUGGAUCAACUUCCGGGUGAAGCCAUGCGUAGACUUUCACGCGUGGGUGUGUCAAUCCCGCUUGAAGGACUCUCCAGAGGACACUUUUCAACAAGACCCCGAGAGAGCCGGCACGUACGCAGCCAACGCUCACUUCUACAACCUGCUCAUGAGAAACCUUUAUUAUGAAAAGACUCCCCCACCAUCGCAUCUCACAGCUCAUCUAGACCUGUGCGUCGGUCGCAAGAUCGCCGGCGGCGGUGUGUGA
This is a messenger RNA of Rhipicephalus sanguineus (brown dog tick), 534 nucleotides long. RefSeq lists its product as uncharacterized. The coding region runs from base 1 to 534 and encodes 177 amino acids. NCBI's taxonomy places the organism in Eukaryota, Metazoa, Arthropoda, Arachnida, Ixodida, Ixodidae. The record is from RefSeq and is a predicted model, not a curated record. The transcript has 6 exons.